This is a messenger RNA of Pongo pygmaeus (Bornean orangutan), 890 nucleotides long. RefSeq names its product apolipoprotein B mRNA editing enzyme catalytic subunit 1 (gene APOBEC1). The record is from RefSeq and is a predicted model, not a curated record. Gene Ontology annotation, biological process: cytidine to uridine editing. Lineage: Eukaryota; Metazoa; Chordata; Mammalia; Primates; Hominidae. Gene Ontology annotation, molecular function: cytidine deaminase activity; zinc ion binding; RNA binding. The transcript has 5 exons. Gene Ontology annotation, cellular component: nucleus; cytoplasm. Bases 1 to 747 code for a protein of 248 amino acids.
AUGACUCCAGAGGAGGAAGUCCAGAGACAGAGCACCAUGACUUCUGAGAAAGGUCCUUCAACCGGUGACCCCACUCUGAGGAGAAGAAUCGAAUCCUGGGAGUUUGAUGUCUUCUAUGACCCCAGAGAACUUCGUAAAGAGACCUGUCUGCUCUACGAAAUCAAGUGGGGCAUGAGCUGGAAGAUCUGGCGAAGCUCAGGCAAAAACACCACCAAUCACGUGGAAGUUAAUUUUAUAAAAAAAUUUACGUCAGAAAGACGUUUUCACUCAUCCAUCAGCUGCUCCAUCACCUGGUUCUUGUCCUGGAGUCCCUGCUGGGAAUGCUCCCAGGCUAUUAGAGAGUUUUUGAGUCAGCACCCUGGUGUCACUCUAGUGAUCUAUGUAGCACGGCUUUUUUGGCACAUGGAUCAACGAAAUCGGCAAGGUCUCAGGGACCUUGUUAACAGUGGAGUAACUAUUCAGAUUAUGAGAGCAUCAGAGUAUUAUCACUGCUGGAGGAAUUUUGUCAACUACCCACCUGGGGAUGAAGCUCACUGGCCACAAUACCCACCUCUGUGGAUGAUGUUGUAUGCACUGGAGCUGCACUGCAUAAUUCUGAGUCUUCCACCCUGUUUAAAGAUUUCAAGAAGAUGGCAAAAUCAUCUUGCAUUUUUCAGACUUCAUCUUCAAAACUGCCAUUACCAAAUGAUUCCACCACACAUCCUUUUAGCUACAGGGCUGAUACAUCCAUCUGUGACUUGGAAAUGAAUAGAAUGAUUCCAUGUGUGUACUGAUUCAAGAACAAGCAAUGAUGACCCACUAAAGAGUGAACGCCAUUUAGAAUCUAGAAAUGUUCACAAGGUACCCCAAAACUCUGUAGCUUAAACCAACAAUAAAUAUGUAUUACCUCU